Messenger RNA from Scophthalmus maximus (turbot), 1156 nucleotides. It is a transcript of the gene c19h22orf39, whose product is annotated as chromosome 19 C22orf39 homolog. Bases 61 to 390 code for a protein of 109 amino acids. The transcript is spliced from 3 exons. The record is from RefSeq and is a predicted model, not a curated record. NCBI's taxonomy places the organism in Eukaryota, Metazoa, Chordata, Actinopteri, Pleuronectiformes, Scophthalmidae.
AUGUGAAAUAAAACCACACCGGAAAUUCCGUUCCAUUUAAGCUUCCGCUUAACGUUAGCAAUGGACCAGUCUGGAGAAACACUGUGGAGGCCACCCCGGGUGUGUGAUGACUAUUGGAGUGAAUUCAGACACUGCAAAAGCUUUGGGAAUAUUUUCCACCACUACUACACUCAUGGUACCGCCCCAUCCUGCCAGCAGUGGAAAGAGGACUACAAAAACUGCAGAGAGUGGGAGAAACACCAAGGCAUCGAAGCAAAGGAAGCAUUGCAGAGCAGUGAAAUGAACCGAGUGGCAGAGCAAAGAAAGUUCACCCCAGUGUGGACAAUGAGGAGCAACCCUCCCGAAGACUGGAACAUGCCACUUAACCAGGAGACGCCCCGGGACUCCUGACCUGUCCCCUUUUUUAACCUGCUGUCUCUGCUCCAUGUAGGCAUUAGCUAAGAGAAAUGAACAUCCAUAUUUCAUUUCAUGGCUCCUUUUGAGCCAAAUGCUGGAGAGACUGGUCAUCACUCACUGCCAUCUCAGGUUGUGUUCAGAGAGCUGCUGCAUGAAAAUACUACAGUAUAUUCAGAUGGUGGUGGCAGCAUCUAGUGGUCAAUAAUGAGGAUGACAGCAAACAUUCAACCAGUGAAAUACAGUGUAAUAUCUACAAAGGCAGUUCUGUUUUUGACAUAAAUAAAAUAAUGUCUUUAAAGCUUAUGUAAACAGAUGCCAUGGGGCUGACUGCAGCCAAACCCUCACUGUUCACUAGUUUAAUAUUAAUCACUUCUUCAAUAUUAAUCAAUUAUUUGUAAGGAAAGAACAACAUUGGGUGAGAAUGUACAGUGGGUACAUCUAAUCCAUCUAAGUAAUGAAGAACUAGCUGUGAAUCAUUUUGAUGUGGUUAAAUAAAAAAUUUGUGCUGCACUAGAAUCUACCAACACUUUGUGCACAGGUUUUGUUUGCGUCAACCAGAAUACCACUGCCUGAGUUAUCGUCGAUGGUUAAAAAAAUAACUGUUUCAAGUACUGUAGAUACAUGUCUAUGAUGAAUUAUAUAAUAUUUGCAUUAAUUUGGGAGAACUAAGCUGUUCUGUAAGGUUCAACCCAUAAAGAAAAUGUUCAAAAUAAUUCUGAACAAAUUGGAUCAAUAAAAAAAACUGUUUUAUUUUCAUUUA